Messenger RNA from Penicillium oxalicum, 399 nucleotides. RefSeq lists its product as uncharacterized. The record is from RefSeq and is a predicted model, not a curated record. The coding region runs from base 1 to 399 and encodes 132 amino acids. Lineage: Eukaryota; Fungi; Ascomycota; Eurotiomycetes; Eurotiales; Aspergillaceae. The transcript has 2 exons.
AUGCGGGAUGGUGGAUGGUGGGUGGAUACAAAGGGCAUUUUGAUUCGGAUUGGGGAUAGAGCGGUGUUCUACCGAGGUAGUGAUGAAGAACUGGAUGAUUGGAAGUGGUUGGAAUCCCGCCCGAAGAAAUGGUUUGUCUUCGAGUCAUUUGCCAUUGGAAAAAGUGAGCAAGGUAGUAUACUACAGUCUGUCUUGUCUGAUUCAAAGCCAUGGCCGAGGGAGCAUGAGCAAAACACAACAAAAAAGAAACAGCGGCCAGCUCCUCUCGCACCAAAUAAUCAUAUCAGUCAUUCCUCCCAAAAGUACAAUAGAAACAAUGAUGAAAAAGAAAAAAAAAAGACUCAUGCCCGUCAAAAGGUGAUGUCACAUUCCGACGUCGAGGACAAUCCCAGCCGGUGA